AUGCGCUCGUUCCAUGUCUGGUUGAAGCACCGGCGCCCCAAGCUAUCCCAAGAUGCGCCACAGACGACGCCCCCACUUCCAAACUUCAUCCGCGAGAUGGAUUCACCGCUACUCGAGGAAUUUCAUGCCGUGGGAUCGUACGGAAACCUGGGCGGAAAGUGUCUACUUCCCCCUUAUCGAGAACGAUAUCGUUCAAUCUCGUUGCCGGUUCAAUCAUCCAAGAGCCUACGUGUGUUAGACCUGUCACGAUGCACUAUAGACAGUGCCGGCUCAGUCGCUACAUGCGCUCCUGCAUACGUGAAGCUUGUGAGCUGCCCAGGUAUCUGGGAUUGCCAGGACAUUCGUCCAGAUCAAGGCGUCGCAGCGGAUCGUAACAAUAUCAACGUCCCGCAGAGCCGCCUGCCCUUCGCGUUCACCGCUCUCCGCGAACUACACCUGGACCAGGACUCCAUGCCUUCUGCGCAGGCGCUUGCAGCUUUGGGCAGUAUUAUGCUGCCUGCACUAGAACAACUUCGCCUGUGUGGGCCCCUCGUUCAAGCGCUAGAUACACUCAACGGGUUCAGAUACCCGCCUACGGCCACCGUCGACCUGUCAUGUGUCUGGAGCUACUGGCUGCGUCCUCCGGAGCAGGAUGGAUUUGAGAUCGAGCCUUCAUCGCCUCCUGCCUUCAACGGCUUAGCAGAGAAAUACUUAGAUGAGGAUUCCUCUCUCCCUCGUGCGACAUCGAUGGUGGUUAGCAUACAGGACACGGAUGUGGACCUGGAAUGCAUCUCGGAGAGUGGACAUGCUUUCCUUUCUGUCCAUGUCCACGUCCCGACGCAGCGGAGACGCGACACCAUCUUCGAGGCAUUCCUCGCGAGCGCCUUCUCUGUAUUCUCGGGUGUGCGGCAACUGAUCGUAUCCAGUCGCUUUGGAUACGAAACCUCGCGUCGUUGCCGGUGGUAUGGCGCCGCCCUACACAGGCUCGCAGACGUCACGAAUCUCGUGCUCAGCUUCCAGGCUGCACGACAUCUCCUCGAGUUUUGCGAAGCGAAGCGCCGCGAAAGUGUCCAGCAUCAUGCAUUUCCAUCACUUGAAGAGAUGGUACUCAAGGCGACUGGUACCGGUGGUCCCUUUCGAGUCACACGUAGUGACGAUAUAGAAACGAUCACUCGACUCCUUGAGGCAGAGCUUGCCGCUAGGUCCACCCCGUUCCAGAUUACAUGGGAAACUACCGACGCUGCCACCCGUGCACUCGACUACUGGCAUGAUCAGACUCCCGGCACAUCGUCAAGAUCGCGAAGACUCGCAUGA
Molecule: messenger RNA, 1293 nt
Organism: Peniophora sp. CBMAI 1063
Lineage: Eukaryota; Fungi; Basidiomycota; Agaricomycetes; Russulales; Peniophoraceae
Source: the annotation of a GenBank genome assembly